CUCGGCUUGUGUCUUGUACUGUUCUGUGCGAUAGCCGCACUUAAUCCUAUUCUGUUUGUUCUCACAACUGUUCUGUCGCUUAUUGUUUGGGGCUCUUUUUUUAUAACUACGUUAGACCACUACUAGCAGAUCUUCUGCAUGGAUAGCACGGGACGCUGCAGUUAAAAAGGGAAGAGUCCCGAGGCGCGCUACUUUCUCGAAACCUGAACUUCAAACAAGACUAAACGACACUGUCCAAUUCAAGUUCCUCCGGAAAACACAGUCCGUCGACUGAAGCCAUGCCCUGUGUUCAGGCUCAGUAUGGGUCAUCACCUCAAGGAGCCAGUCCAGCUUCGCAGAGCUACAGCUACCACACCACUGGAGAAUACAGCUCCGAUUUCCUAACUCCUGAGUUUGUUAAGUUUAGCAUGGACCUGACCAACACUGAGAUCACAGCCACCACUUCUCUUCCCAGUUUCAGCACAUUCAUGGACAACUACAACACCAGUUACGACGUAAAGCCUCCCUGCUUAUACCAAAUGCCUCUUUCUGGACAGCAGUCCGCCAUCAAGGUGGAAGACAUUCAGAUGCACAGCUACCAUCAACAGAGCCACCUGCCACCACAGGCUGAAGAGAUGAUGCCCCAUUCUGGCUCAAUGUACUACAAGCCCUCCUCGCCCCCUACUCCCACUACCCCCAACUUCCAGGUUCAGCCCAGCCCUAUGUGGGAUGAGCCUGGUUCGCUCCACAGUUUCCAUCAAAACUACGUGGCCACCACUCAUAUGAUAGAUCAACGCAAGAAUCCCGUGUCAAGGCUUUCCUUGUUCUCGUUUAAGCAGUCACCUCCUGGUACCCCGGUGUCAAGCUGCCAGAUGAGGUUUGACGGUCCUCUUCACGUACCUAUGAACCCGGAGACACCGGGUGCCCAUCAUGUGGUAGACAGCCAGAGCUUUGCCGUCCCCAGUGCUAUUAGGAAGCAGGCAAACAUAGGCUUCCCACACUCUCUUCAGCUCGGACAUGGGCCCCAGCUGAUGGACAGCCAGGUCCCGUCGCCUCCGUCAAGGGGAUCGCCUUCCAACGAGGGUCUGUGUGCAGUGUGCGGGGACAACGCCGCUUGCCAGCACUAUGGAGUGCGUACUUGUGAAGGGUGCAAAGGCUUCUUUAAGCGCACGGUUCAGAAAAAUGCUAAAUACGUGUGUUUAGCAAAUAAGAAUUGUCCAGUGGAUAAACGCCGUAGGAACAGAUGUCAGUACUGCCGUUUCCAAAAGUGCCUUGUGGUCGGAAUGGUCAAAGAAGUCGUUCGUACAGCCAGUUUAAAGGGGCGGAGAGGUCGGUUACCUUCCAAACCCAAAAGCCCCCAAGAGCCUUCACCGCCUUCGCCACCAGUCAGUCUCAUAAGUGCCCUGGUGAGGGCCCAUGUGGAUUCCAACCCUUCGAUGUCCGGGCUGGAUUACUCUAGAUUUCAAGCUAACCCUGACUACCAAAUGACUGGAGACGACACUCAGCACAUCCAGCAGUUCUACGAUCUUCUGACUGGCUCCAUGGAGAUAAUCAGAGGUUGGGCGGAAAAGAUCCCGGGGUUUGCUGAUCUUCCAAAACAGGAUCAAGAUCUUCUCUUUGAAUCGGCCUUUCUGGAACUUUUCGUCCUGCGACUGGCAUACAGGUCCAACCCAGUGGAAGGCAAGCUCAUUUUUUGCAACGGGGUAGUCUUGCACCGGCUGCAGUGCGUCCGUGGGUUUGGAGAAUGGAUCGACUCCAUUGUGGAAUUUUCGUCAAACCUUCAGAGCAUGAAUAUUGACAUAUCAGCUUUUUCCUGCAUAGCUGCGCUCGCCAUGGUAACAGAGAGACACGGGCUAAAGGAACCCAAGAGGGUAGAAGAACUCCAAAACAAGAUUGUAAAUUGUCUUAAAGACCACGUGACAUUUAAUAGCGGUGGCUUGAAUCGUCCAAACUACUUGUCGAAACUUUUGGGGAAACUUCCUGAACUGCGCACGUUAUGUACACAAGGUCUGCAGCGUAUCUUCUAUUUAAAACUUGAAGACUUGGUUCCUCCGCCAGCAAUAAUUGAUAAGCUGUUCCUAGACACACUACCUUUUUAAAUAUACUUGACAGUGACGUUUGAUGUGACCUCAAAGAACUUCCACAGACUUUCCUCAAGUCUGCCUUUAACAGGACGGUAAAGCCCCGGCGCUUUUCCGAAAUGUAUUUUCAAGCGCUGACCCUUUCUGACAGACACUUUAGGUUCUGGUUAAGGAUCCAUAAACGCAGCAAGCAAACAAAAGUAUAAAAAACAAACUGAAGUGAGUGAUGUGUACUCUUCUCCAUUAACCAUUUAAUUAUUUUGACAAACCGAACGACCUCGUUUCGGGGUGAAACGUUCCGCCAAGGUGUCGCUCAGCUACUGGAACAGUCGACAAAAGUUACACAUUUUCCUGAAAUGGCAUUCCUUAUUGUUAAUUAAAAUAUCUGCUGUAUGGGAAACACGUGCUAUAAUGUAAUAUAUACAAUUUAUAUAUAAUAAAUUAAUGUGAUGCGUCCAAUGCGUCAGUUUAUAACAAGGUGCAUAAAGCUUGUACAUGAGCUUGUAUAUGACAAGAUUCAGUUUUGCUUUUAUAUUUUGUGCCUAUGUGUUUCUGUCAGGAUUACUGAACGAUGAGAAAAAUCUGAAAGUAUUUCAAAAGGGGAACGCAUGUUGUAGGUUUUAGGAAUUCUAUAGGCACUUGCUAUGAAGGUGAUGUCUAUAUUAUAAAUUAUAUUCCGGACACUAUGUAGUCUGAUAGAUUUUAUAAAGAUUGGUAGUAUGGGACAACUUUUAUUUAAAAAUAAAAAAACAAAUAUGUGAACAACAAAAUAUCUCAUCUGUAUAGGCUAUUGAAAGGGACUCAUGGUGUUUGUAAAAUAUGUCCAACAUUCCUUGUUUGUAUGUGUUGUAUGUACUGUUGAUGUGAAAUAUAAAAGUUUCUAUCUUUAUUAUUUUGUUGUCAAGAUCUACAUUUUGCAUGCUGCAACUUUUAACCAUUUUUCGGAGUAUCACAGUUCAUUGAAAAUGAUUGAGCACUGUCUUUGUUUUAAUGUCUAAAAGAAGAAUGGACAGUUAAUAUAUAAUUUCAUGUCUGAGUGACAGUUUUUUUUAUAUUUACAUAAAGGUCUUUAAUUUGUAUAUUUCAUAUUUAUGUGUGCGGUACAUUGCGCAAAUCACUGCCUUUUUCUAUGGUGUAAUUAAGUAUUACAAUGCAUUCCGUACAUUUCCGAUAAAUCUUUCUUUAAGAAGGAAAUAUUUAAUGUUUACAAAUAAAACUGUCAAAUUA
Lepisosteus oculatus (spotted gar) is the source of this 3287-nucleotide messenger RNA. Its product is annotated as nuclear receptor subfamily 4 group A member 2. Gene Ontology annotation, cellular component: transcription regulator complex; nucleus. Gene Ontology annotation, biological process: regulation of transcription by RNA polymerase II; dopaminergic neuron differentiation; central nervous system neuron differentiation. NCBI's taxonomy places the organism in Eukaryota, Metazoa, Chordata, Actinopteri, Semionotiformes, Lepisosteidae. Gene Ontology annotation, molecular function: nuclear receptor activity; zinc ion binding; RNA polymerase II cis-regulatory region sequence-specific DNA binding. The record is from RefSeq and is a predicted model, not a curated record.